GUCCAACAAACACUCGCGCUCUACAUAUACGCAUGCGUUGUUCCUGAAGAGGUUGAGAAUCGAAUGGAAGACGGAGGUUGGAGCAAAGAGGAUGUUAGUUUCGUCACAUUGGCAAAGGCAGGGGGAAGGAAAGACCUCCUGCAGCACAUUGAGUACAGCAGACCAGAUGGACAGGAACCCGUGUCUUACCCAGUUGUAGACUGGUUUGCCCACGCCUCCCCCUCCCACUCCUGCUCUCCCCCUCCUCCCACCCUCCCCCCCUCCCUCCUCGACUGGCCUUCGUCACUGGUGGAGGAAGUGCCGGAGAAGAAGAGGAGGAGGAAGAGAGAUCAGGCUCUACGUCCUCACAAGAAGUCCUCUGAAAAAACACCCAUCAAACUGCCAAAAGCAGAGCCAGCGGUAAACAUGAUGCAGCUACUGGCCAUGGACUAUCAGAAGGAAUGGCUGAAGAAAGAGAACAGAAGGCACUUGAGAAACAGAGACUAGUGAAGGAGAGGCGAGAGACCCAGAGGAGGAAGCUGGAGGAGCACACAAUGAGGGCAAGAAGAGUGUGUGGAGUGGAGCCAGCUGAACGCCAGGCUGAGAAACCACGCUUCAUCAUGAAGAGGUUUGCCAAUGUGCCAUCUCGAGUCCAGCUCCCUCCACUGACCACCACUGCCACCAGAGCUCUCCCCGAACCUCAAAACUACUAGCUCUAGAUUGCACCGUCACAUAGAUACAUAGCUCUAUAUAUACUGCACACAGUUAACUAUGAUUAUUGUUUGGCCGCAAAAAGAACAUGAGGCAAUGGCGAAGCAGUGUUGUUCUAAUCAACAGCUUGUGAUAUACACAAUUGAACCUCUU
This is a messenger RNA of Geodia barretti, 843 nucleotides long. The record is from the annotation of a GenBank genome assembly. NCBI's taxonomy places the organism in Eukaryota, Metazoa, Porifera, Demospongiae, Tetractinellida, Geodiidae.